AUGUUUUCUUCAUCUGGGUAUGGUGAUUUGGAGUUGUUGAAUCAGUGUUGGCAUGAGUUUGGAGGCUCUGAUGGUGUUUCGAGAGAUGGGUUGUUGUUGUCGUCGUCGUCGUCUCCGAGUGAAAGAGUUGGUGGUAAGAAUGAGAAUUGUGAGGCGAAAGCUUUGGCUGCUUUGAAGAAUCAUAGUGAAGCGGAGAGGAGAAGGAGGGAGAGGAUAAAUUGCCAUCUUUCUACGUUACGUGGUUUUGUCGCUUCUACUCAUCACAAGAUGGACAAAGCCACGUUACUUGCUAAAGUGAUUAGCCAAGUGAAGGAACUAAAGAAGAAUGCAAUGGAAGCAAGCAAAGGUUUUCUAAUUCCAAUGGAAACCGAUGAAGUGAAAGUUGAACCAUAUGAUACUAAACUAGGAUAUGGAUGCAUGUCUUACAUGGCAACUAUAUGCUGUGAUUACCAACCUGAGAUACUGUCUGACCUUAAAACAACACUUGAUGCACUUCAACUCCAACUAGUGAAGUCAGAGAUGUCAACAUUGGAAAGAAGAAUGAAGAAUGUGUUUGUAUUCACAUGUUGCAAAGGGGAUAAUAGUAAUAUUGUUAACGUUGAAGCAUGUCAAAGUAUUGCAAGUGUUGUUCAUAAGGCACUUGGUUCUGUGUUGGAAAAGGCUUCUACAUCAAUGGAAUUUGCACUUAGAACUUCCUAUCCAAACAAGAGAAGAAGAAUGUGUUGA
Vicia faba (fava bean) is the source of this 726-nucleotide messenger RNA. Lineage: Eukaryota; Viridiplantae; Streptophyta; Magnoliopsida; Fabales; Fabaceae. The record is from the annotation of a GenBank genome assembly.